Molecule: messenger RNA, 1535 nt
Organism: Aspergillus costaricaensis CBS 115574
Lineage: Eukaryota; Fungi; Ascomycota; Eurotiomycetes; Eurotiales; Aspergillaceae
Product: chitin synthase export chaperone
Exons: 7
Coding region: 361-1257 (298 amino acids)
Biological process (GO): protein folding
Cellular component (GO): endoplasmic reticulum membrane
Source: RefSeq, a predicted model, not a curated record
GGCCCUCCCCUCCCCCUGGUCUCUCUUCCUCCCUUGUUUUUCCCUUUUCGUGGGCAGCUUGUCUCUCUCACUCUCUGUCCCUGUUGGCCCCAUUCUUUCUCCCGUCGUUUCAAGCCGAAUUUCCCACCCUGUCAAAAAAUUAAUUCUUAUUGCUCCUUAUCACCCUCCUGUGUAAUCAUAAUUGGUGCCCUCUUCUUGUUCCCACAUUCCAGAUCUGCAGCGGAGCCAUCGUGACCGACGUGGGUCUGCCGAACUCGAUCGAAUUAUUCACCGUCAUCACCACCACCAUCACCACCGUCUGACCACACCUACUCUCCGUAACCUUGGUUGCAUGGUGUCGCGCUUCAUCCCUCUUUAGCCAUGGGUUCGACACAAUUUGGCAAUUUCAACGACUUUUGUCGAGAUUCCACACUGCCCGUCUGCAAUCUCUUUGUCUCCAACAACCAACCCCCUAAUGAGGCGUACGGAGGAUGCCCGCUUCACGGUAUCGAACUCAGCGAUAACCGCUAUCUCAGCAAUCUGGGCUCGAUUCUUCUCGCGUUCGUUUCCAUCCUAGUAUCGCUGUUCCUGCUCUUCAGGUCGGAUCGCAAACGGGCGGCAGUCGGAAGGAGGGAAAUGCAAAUAUUUCUGCUGGCAUUUAUCGUCGUUGAAAUCUGCGAGAUCUUCUCUGUGGGCGGCUUCCCUCUGGAUGCAGCAGUGCGCAAGGGCUUCUCCGCUGCACAUGUCGCUGCAAUCACCGCAACGUGCUGGAUUCUUUUUCUAAAUGCCGUGGUGGGCUAUCAAUUCCUCGACGACGGUACCCCGGCCUCAAUCGGUCUAAUCCUCGCCUCCGCCCUGGUUCUCUUCAUUGGAACGGGCUAUAUCGCCCUGGACACGGCUUUCGAUUGGACUGGUGAAUUCGCGACAACCGAGGCAAACAACUAUCGCAACAUUGCCCUCUAUGUGCUGUACCAGCUCUUUCCUCUCAUCUGCCUCGUCGCGUUUUAUGUGUUGGAGGCUGUCCUAGUUGUUCGGAUCUUGGGCGAAGUUCGACCAAUGAUCUACUUAACUGCUGCCGCCCUGUUAUUCGCUAUCGGACAAAUCUUCGAAUACGUGAUCAGCGUUCACCUCUGCCACGCCUCCGGCAGCAAGAUCAACGGCGCAUUGUUCGAGACACUAUUCACUCUUUUGGCAGUUGGGACGAUAUGGAGCUUCUGGAGCAGCAUUACCGAAGACGAUUGGCCUAUGCCGAUAACAACCGGAGGUGCAUACCAUUAGAGCACUCAGUGCGGAAAGCUCCUCUUCCCCAUUAAUACUCCCCUCAUUCCCUCCUCAUGUCCGACUUGUUUAUAUUACUUCUCUACGAUCCUUGCACAUCGGUGCUUCGAUACCCGCCCUUUGCUCUUCGCAUACUCGACGCGUCCACGGAGUUUACGACGGGCUAUGUUCUCGCCAUCUUUUGUGAUACCUUUUUACGUUUUAUGAUGUUUUUGAUGCGACGUGGUGUGGUUUUAUGCUUCGAUUAUGACUUGAUUCUAUCUACUGUGGGAUGUGAU